Molecule: messenger RNA, 2234 nt
Organism: Aspergillus ochraceoroseus IBT 24754
Lineage: Eukaryota; Fungi; Ascomycota; Eurotiomycetes; Eurotiales; Aspergillaceae
Exons: 4
Coding region: 327-2057 (576 amino acids)
Biological process (GO): positive regulation of transcription by RNA polymerase II
Cellular component (GO): nucleus
Molecular function (GO): transcription cis-regulatory region binding; DNA-binding transcription factor activity, RNA polymerase II-specific; zinc ion binding
Source: RefSeq, a predicted model, not a curated record
CAGUCGGCCGGGCCGUAGACGGGAGAGAGCCUCCCACUGGUCAACCUCUACAGAGCUUCUCCAGACCUUCGCCUCUUCACUCUUAGUCUCUAGCCCGAAAUCGUCCAGACUUAGGGAGUCUAGACCCCGCAUUGAGUCAACUCGACCUUUUCCAUGACCAAUUAUGUAAACUUGUUCUAUUACCCUUUGGCGCUCCGCUGACAAGGGUUGGAAGUUUUUGGGGGGAGACAUUCCCUCUGCUUCUCCCCACGAGUCACUACAUAGUACAUACUCCGUACACGCCGGAAUUCAACCCGCGCGUUUGAAUCUUCAAUAUCAGUCAAAAUAUGCCUCGUCAACGGACAGCUUGCUUUACUUGUGCGUCGAUUAAGACUGCCUGUAGCCGUGGGCACCCUUGUCGUCGAUGCGAGCGUCUAUCUUUGACAUGUUCCUAUGCGGUCAAAUGCCACCGUACGCGGGCAGAGACUGAUGCAGGUGAGGGUACAUCUCGAUGCAGAGUGACCCAUCGACGCUCCCGCAAUGGCUGCGUUAACUGUUUACAACGGCGAAAGAAAUGUGAUGAGGAAUUCCCUGUCUGCCGGGAGUGUCGCCGACUUGGACUCGAGAACUGUCAUCCGAGGAACAGUUCCCCGUCGAGCAGCACUUCCCCCAGGGACUGGCAGACGGCUUCAACACCAGGUUCAGAGGGCAGUCAGACUGUUGCCUCCAGUAUUCGCCUGGAUCAAAAUGAUAGCGCCUUAGAUUUCAACGUCAAUGAAUACCUAGCUCAUGUAGCCUCGAUGCCUGAGAGGAAUUUGGCAGGAAUCCCCCGUCGUGGCCAUCUGAAUGAGAGCAAUGCAUUGAAGUCCCGAAAGAAAAAUGGUUACAAUACCAACGUAGAACUAACAGUGAAUGGCAAUGUUCAUUUGGGAAACAUCAUUCACCUAGCGCCCGCAGGUAUGGCGGAUUUUGAACCGACAGAACAGCAUCUCCUACUCCAUUAUGUCCAACACGUUUCCCGCGCACUGGCAGUCGUCAAUGACGAUGAAAACCCAUUCCUCCAUGAGAUUCUACCCAUGGCAAUGGAGGUCAAGUCGGUUCGACAUGCGAUGCUCGCCUUGACUGCUUGCCACUUGUGCAAGGUCUAUCCAAAGUUUGAGGAUACCCUGAUCCGGCAACACAGCCUCGCAUUGCAGCACCUAAAACAGGACUUACAGUCGGAGACCAAGGCUGGGUUUACCCUGACUACAUCGCUCCUGUUAUGUUUAUUCGGGAUCUGCCAUGGAAACUCCCCAAAAUGGAUUCUUCACCUUUAUGGUGCGAAAGUACUGGUUGACUUGCAUUUGGCAGGUGGCCUUCCAAUAGCCCCGUCGAAGUUUGUCCUUGAUUUAUAUGAGUUCAUCUGUUGUAAGACCAGGAUUACCUGUGACAGAGUGCCGGUGGAGCGAAUUGGAUUCCCGUCAACGUUGCUAUCUACUGGGGACAGCCAGGUUCAUAUCCACCCGUUAUUCGGCCUUGCUGGGGAUCUAUAUCACAUCCUGAAUUUAAUCAGCCAGUUGGCUAUGGAUAAGAACAAGCAAACUCAGACCCCUGGGAACGAAGAUGAGUUUCUGCUGGAGGCUCGGAGAAUUGAAACGUCCCUUCAGGAAUGGAUUGUUCCAAUAGAAGUUGAUCACCACAAUACCCGUCUCGUUCGUGAUGCCGCUAUUGCAGCAGAAGCUAUCCGGUGGACGGCGCUUAUCCGGCUUCAUCAGGUAAUGGGUGGCACGUUUCGCGAUGAAUCGAAGCUACAGACCGCCGUGGAGAACAUCCUAAGCGCUGUCUCCUGCAUUAGUCCGGGGUCAUCUGUGGAUAGCCAACUGCUCCUACCCGUCUUUAUGGCCGGAAUCAGCGCCGUCAGGAAAUCGGCAAGACUGCAGUUAGAGUAUCGGCUGAGCCUCCUAGAGAGCACAAUUGGGAUGGGAAACAUUGCGGGAGCCCACCAGCUGCUGGAUCUGUUUUGGGAGCAUAAUCGCGAACGAGAUGUAGACUGGGAAGACUUGCUGAAACGGGAGCAUCCAUACGUGAUAUUCUAUUAACAGAGCUACGUUCGUGACGUUUUAUCUCAGGAAGAGUGUGUGCGGUACACAACGAUACCGGCCAGGAACAGCUCACUCCUUAUCGGAAAUUUUUUCGAGGAAAACAAGGAUGGUCCUACGGCUGAACUCCGAUACCCAUACCAACCGACAACAGACGGAUGGUUGCAACCCGGGUAC